AAUGGUUGGUACUGUUAUAUUUUAUCCGGUUAUAAGAUACAUUGGUCUUUCGCUUCCGGUCAAUCAUGCCGUUCCAAAGGUUUGUGGAGUCGGGUCGUAUUGCCUACGUGAGUGACGGCCCGCAUCAGGGCAAACUCGUAGCAAUUGUAGAUGUCAUUGAUCAAAAUAGGGUUUUGGUCGAUGGCCCUGCAACAAAUGUUCCACGUGGUGAGAUGAGGUUAAGUCAACUUCAUUUAACUAAAUUCCGUAUCCGUUUCCCAUUUACUGGAUCUACACGUGUUGUACGCAAAGCAUGGGAAACUGCAAAUAUUAAUGAACUUUGGAAACAGACUAUGUGGGCAAGGAAGGUUGAAGCUAAGAAGAAGCGCUUGGAACUUAGUGACUUUGACCGCUUUAAAUUAAGAAAAGCCAGACAAAUCCGAAACAAAUUGAGGACAGAUGUAUUUUACCGAUUAAAGAAGAAGGUCAAAAAGGCUAAGGCUACUGGUGGAAAUAAAAAAGUUGAAAAGAAAUAAUUUUUUAUCAUACGAAAUAAAUAUAAAAUUAUCUUGUAACAGUAUAUUUGUUUUUAUAAACACCUUUGAUCUUUGCAUGUA
Messenger RNA from Nomia melanderi (Alkali bee), 596 nucleotides. It is a transcript of the gene RpL14, whose product is annotated as ribosomal protein L14. Gene Ontology annotation, biological process: ribosomal large subunit biogenesis; translation. Gene Ontology annotation, cellular component: ribosome; cytosolic large ribosomal subunit. NCBI's taxonomy places the organism in Eukaryota, Metazoa, Arthropoda, Insecta, Hymenoptera, Halictidae. Gene Ontology annotation, molecular function: structural constituent of ribosome; RNA binding. The record is from RefSeq and is a predicted model, not a curated record.